AAAAGCAAAACAAAACAAAACUCUAUAGUUGCACCCACUUAGCAGAGAAUCAGCUUGCACUUUGUGUUGAAACAUAACACUACCACUCACACAACACGUACAAGUACAAAUCUGCUAGAGUUGAGGGUUGGUUGCUGUUUGAGAUUUACAUUAGAAUGGCUUCAAGAAUGUUGUGGGCUUCAAGGGCGGCUUCUUACCUCAGGAUCUCUGUGUUCCAUAGAGGGUUUUCUACCGUUUUAAACGAUCUAAAAUAUGCUGAUUCUCAUGAGUGGGUGAAGGUUAAUGGUAACUCUGCCACAAUUGGUAUAACUGAUCAUGCUCAAGAUCAUUUAGGUGAUGUUGUGUAUGUUGAAUUACCUGAAGUGGGAGCUACUGUAAAGCAAGGUGACAGUUUUGGUGCAGUUGAAAGUGUCAAGGCUACCAGUGAUGUUAAUUCUCCUGUUUCAGGAAAAGUGGUUGAAGUUAAUGAAGAGCUCAGCAACUCUCCUGCUUUGGUUAACUCAAGUCCUUAUGAGAAUGGAUGGAUCAUAAAGGUUGAGAUGAAUGACGCCGGGGAGUUAAAGAACUUGAUGGGCUCAGAAGAAUACUCCAAGUUCUGCGAGGAAGAAGAUUCAAAGCACUGACCAGAUGCCCUGGCCAUUUUGCUGAGAGGGAUGCUAUGCAGAGAGGGAUAAUAGCUACAUCCGGGAAGCCAACUGGUUGAGAAAUGUAGCUUUCUUGUUGAUGUUUCAAUCAGACCAUAUACCUUCGUGCCCCCCUAGCUUGGGUUUUGAUUUGGGUGUCAUGUUUUCUUAAAGCUUAGAUCAAGUAAUAAUGAUUUUUGGUUUGGAAGUGAUUUAUCUAUCACUUGUAUGGCAAAUUUGGGUUUUGGUGAUGGAAAUGGUGCUGGUCAGCAUUUUACAAGAUGCUUCAUUAACGAUUAAACAAGUUGAGGUAAAAGGCAAAAUAUUGAUUA
Messenger RNA from Theobroma umbraticum, 955 nucleotides. Its product is annotated as Single hybrid motif superfamily protein. Gene Ontology annotation, cellular component: glycine cleavage complex; cytoplasm; mitochondrion. Gene Ontology annotation, biological process: protein lipoylation; glycine decarboxylation via glycine cleavage system. NCBI's taxonomy places the organism in Eukaryota, Viridiplantae, Streptophyta, Magnoliopsida, Malvales, Malvaceae. The record is from RefSeq and is a predicted model, not a curated record.